This is a messenger RNA of Musa acuminata AAA Group (dessert banana), 1370 nucleotides long. Its product is annotated as ATP synthase delta chain, chloroplastic. Gene Ontology annotation, molecular function: proton-transporting ATP synthase activity, rotational mechanism. The record is from RefSeq and is a predicted model, not a curated record. NCBI's taxonomy places the organism in Eukaryota, Viridiplantae, Streptophyta, Magnoliopsida, Zingiberales, Musaceae. Gene Ontology annotation, cellular component: chloroplast thylakoid membrane. Bases 448 to 1197 code for a protein of 249 amino acids. Gene Ontology annotation, biological process: photosynthetic electron transport in photosystem I; photosynthetic electron transport in photosystem II; proton motive force-driven ATP synthesis. The transcript has 2 exons.
UCUCGUCAAAGCGUCGAAAGGAGGAGAAGUGCCUCCUUUGUGUUCGAGCAAAUGCUGUAGAUAAGAUGUUGACGGAACAAGGGGGUGAGAGCUCCGCGGACGGGGCUGGGGAAGCGGGAGCGCGUCAAGGAUGAUGUUUCCGCGGCUGGAAGAGCACGAGCAGUCUCCCCCUCCAAUCCCAUUCCUCUUGGACUUUCAUCUCUCUCUACCUAAGACUUCACUCGAUAUUAUUCCCACCUUAUCUAUCUGGGAUUAACCUCUCUCCAUACACCCUACACAUCUCCCUCUCGUCUACCUCGUCGCCCUCGUCAUUCGUCUCAACGCUGCUUCUACAGGUUCCAGCUCUCUCUCUCUCUGGUUUUGUUUUGAAGAUGAACAUGUAGUCGGUCCGGCUUUUGUGCAUCAUCUUGAUACCUGGGGAGAACACCAUGCAGCAAAAGGGUGCAAAUGAAGAUCUUAUACCAGUCCAUUAAUCCAAAUGGGCAACCAGCAUGCCCUCUUAAAAGUUCUGCCAUGGAUGCCUGUCAACAACGUUUUCAAAUGGGUCUGCCUCUGCAUGGUGUUUCCUCCCUGAAGGCAUGCCCAUUAAGCUCAUUGAAGAAGGCCUCUGUCACCAUUGCAGGCAGGGAAUCCAGACAAGGACGGCCUUCAUAUGCUGUAUCUGAUGUUGGAACCGACCCUGAUGCACGCAUUGACAUAUUCGAUGGAUCCACCAGUAGCAUUUGCAAUCUUUCUCAUUCACUUGUAAACGAACACAAAGUUGGGCAUGUCGAAAAUUGCAACAUGCCGGUGUGCGGCCUGGAGUUUCAGUUUCAGCCCUUAACUCCGAGUUUCAUGCAUGCUAUCAUGGAGGAAGAGAAGUUCAGUGUGACACAAGAUGCCAGCAAAGAGGGCGAUCAAAACUCUUCCAAGCCAAGUGAUGUUCUUGUCAUUUCUGUCUCUUCUGCUGUGAAAUUGGAUGAUAGGCAGAUCAAUCUCAUCUCAAGAAAGAUGCAGAGGCUGACAGGGUUCAGAAAAUUGAGACUGGAAAACAUUGUCGAUCCAUCGCUGAUUGCAGGCUUUGUCAUUAGCUACUGUGACGAUGGGUCGCAUAUUAUUGAUCUGAGCGUGAAAGGUCAGUUGGCUAUGCUCGCAGCAAGGCUUGAAUCCUCAGAUCAGAAGAGUGCUAACACAGUUGGAGAUUUCCUGACAGCAUGAAUUGAACUGCAUCAAGUAAAUACUCACUAGUUAAAACCAUGAACUAAGACACUAGGAAGAGGCUUGAUCUUGUUCUGUUCAGAUCUAAGUUUUUAGUCUAAGAGAUGUGUAUACUGGUAGGAUGUUAACUUUUUUGUGUAUUAAUAGUAAAUAUAUCAAUGGAGUUUCUAAUA